This is a messenger RNA of Fraxinus pennsylvanica, 300 nucleotides long. NCBI's taxonomy places the organism in Eukaryota, Viridiplantae, Streptophyta, Magnoliopsida, Lamiales, Oleaceae. The record is from the annotation of a GenBank genome assembly.
AUGGGCGCAGAAGCUGAAAAUCAUCAACAAAAAACAGGGUCAAUUCCCAAUCCAAACCCUAAUCCCAAUCCCAUUUCGGAAGCCCAAUUUCUUGCGUGGAAACGCCGCAAGGAUGCUGAUGCUUUGGCAAAAAAGGAUGCAGCAACAAGGAAGCGUGCAGAGGAUAUAGCUGCAGGGCAGGUUCAAAUGAAUGGCCAGAAUCCAGACGGCGAUGGAAGUCCCCAGCAGAAUCGAGGGACUGUCCAGCGGAAAUGGGAACGUUUCCGAACGAAUCUGGCUACAUUGCAGAAAGAAGCCUAG